Merops nubicus (carmine bee-eater) is the source of this 1182-nucleotide messenger RNA. It is a transcript of the gene KMT5B, whose product is annotated as suppressor of variegation 4-20 homolog 1 (Drosophila). Gene Ontology annotation, cellular component: nucleus. Gene Ontology annotation, molecular function: histone H4K20 methyltransferase activity; protein binding. Bases 1 to 1182 code for a protein of 393 amino acids. The transcript has 12 exons. The record is from RefSeq and is a predicted model, not a curated record. Lineage: Eukaryota; Metazoa; Chordata; Aves; Coraciiformes; Meropidae.
AUGAAGUGGCUGGGAGAAUCCAAGAACAUGGUGGUGAAUGGCAGGAGAAGUGGAAGCAAGUCAUCUAACGACCACGCGCAGAGUCAGACCAAACUGCCGCACGCGGGCAAGGAGACUCCCAAGACAGGCAAACAUGGUGUGGAGAGAAGAUCGAGCAGAUGUAGCGGUGCUUCAGGAUUUGAGGGUCAGAGUCGUUACGUGCCUUCCUCUGGAAUGUCUGCCAAGGAACUGUGUGAAAACGAUGACCUAGCAACUAGUUUGGUUCUUGAUCCCUAUUUAGGUUUUCAGACACACAAAAUGAAUACUAGUGCAUACCCUUCAAGAAGUUCACUGAACACCAGUAAAUCCUGUGGCUUUUCCUCCUCUAGUGCAGUUAGAUUUCGACCUAUUAAAGGAAGGCAAGAAGAACUAAAAGAGGUGAUUGAACGUUUUAAGAAAGAUGAGCACUUAGAAAAAGCCUUCAAGUCCUUGACGUCAGGUGACUGGGCCCGGCACUAUUUUCUUAACAAGAACAAAAUGCAGGAAAGGUUGUUCAAGGAACAUGUGUUCAUUUAUCUGCGGAUGUUUGCGACCGACAGUGGGUUUGAGAUCCUGCCCUGCAAUCGCUACUCUUCGGAGCAGAACGGAGCCAAAAUUGUUGCAACGAAGGAAUGGAAACGUAAUGAUAAAAUAGAAUUGCUUGUGGGCUGCAUUGCUGAACUGUCAGAAAUGGAAGAAAACAUGCUGCUGAGGCACGGGGAGAACGACUUCAGUGUCAUGUACUCCACGCGGAAGAACUGCGCCCAGCUGUGGCUUGGGCCUGCUGCCUUCAUCAACCACGAUUGCAGACCUAACUGUAAGUUUGUGUCAACGGGCAGAGAUACAGCAUGUGUGAAAGCUCUAAGAGAUAUUGAACCUGGAGAAGAAAUCUCUUGUUACUAUGGAGAUGGGUUUUUUGGAGAAAAUAACGAAUACUGCGAAUGUUACACCUGUGAAAGACGUGGAACUGGUGCUUUUAAAUCAAGAGUGGGAUUGCCAGCACCUACUCCUGUGAUUAAUAGUAAAUAUGGACUGAGAGAAACAGAUAAACGAUUGAACAGACUUAAAAAGUUGGGUGACAGCAGCAAAAAUUCAGACAGCCAGUCCGUCAGCUCUAACACUGAUGCAGAUACCACUCAGGAAAAAGCUAAUGCAAGUAAGUGA